AGAGACAGAGAGAAGAAAAGGGAGCGAGCGACAGAGAAAGAAAGAGGAGAGAAAAUGAGAAAGACAAGAGAGAGAAGACGAACAAGAACCGAUUUGGAUUUUUGAUUCAGAUUUUUUUCUCUCCCCAAAUUUCCCAGAAAAAACCACCGUCUCCGACGACCGACGCGUCGUUUCUUCGCCUCCGCUUCUGAUCCACACGACGUCGUUUCGGCCGUGAUCGUCGUUUUUUAAUUUUCGCCGGGAAAAUCUUCCGACUUGGCGCGGUUGAGAGAUUGGGAGGGAAAACAAGGCCGAAUUGGAGGAGGGAGGAUUGGGAUUAGGGUUUUGAGGAGUUGAUUUUGGGGGUUUGCGAUGGGUCUGGGCAGCGGUGAGGAGGCUGUGGUGGAAGAAAGCGAUGGUGUCGGUGGCGAUAGUGGUGGUGGUGGUUGUGGAGGCAAGUCGUACGGUGGCUCUGUGUCGUGCUCGAUUUGUCUUGAAGUCGUCGCCGAUAAUGGGGAUAGAUCUUGGGCCAAGCUGCAAUGUGGCCAUCAAUUUCAUCUAGAUUGUAUUGGUUCGGCGUUUAAUAUAAAGGGUGCAAUGCAAUGCCCUAAUUGUCGGAAGAUCGAGAAAGGUCAAUGGCUUUAUGCAAAUGGCUGCCGUUCAAUUCCGGAAUUUAGCAUGGAUGACUGGAACCAUGAUGAAGAUCUGUAUGAUCUAAGUUACUCCGAGAUGUCCUUUGGUGUUCACUGGUGUCCAUUUGGUAGCCUAGCUCGACUUCCUUCGUCAUUUGAGGAAGGAGAGUUCUCACCCACUUCAUAUCAUGAUUUACUUGGACAACAUGCCAUCUUUGCUGAGCAUACAGCUGUAUCAUCUGCUGGUCAUCCUUGCCCGUAUAUUGCUUACUUUGGACCAGUUCACCCCUCAUCCUCUAAUUCUAGUGGCAGUAUUUCAGAAGCUUCCAACUUUAACCAUCAUUGGACGGGCACAACUUUACCUAGUGAACUACCAAGCUCCUAUGCUUUUCCUGCCAUGGACCUUCAUUACCCCAGUUGGGAUCAUCAUUCCCCUCCAUUCUCUACAAACAGCAAUCAUAUUGGUGGAGUUGACCAAACGCCAAUCCCAUCUGUGACUCAAAGAUCUGCUAGGCCAAGUUCGGAGAUACCAAGAUCAGGAUCUUUCAUGCAUCCAUUUCUUGUUGGUCACAGUUCUAGUGCGAGAGCCGGCAGCUCAGUCAUGUCUUCAAUGAUUCCUCCUUAUCCAGGCAGCAAUGCUCGGGCUCGCGACAGAGUCCAAGCUCUUCAGGCAUACUAUCAACAGCAACAACCUAGUAAUUCCCCAACCAUGCGCACACCCAUGAUUUCAGGAGCCCGAAGAACAAGCAAUCAAAGAGGUUUGCCUCAAGUAGGGCCAGUGGCUUCAUCAUCAGAUCAGAAUGGUGGUUUCUAUUUUUACCCUUCUGGUUCAUCAGGCCGUAACUACCAAGAAGCUGAAAAUCCUUUAUCUACUCGUUUUCAUGCAUGGGAAAGAGAUCACCUGCCUUCAUUCUCGAUGAAUCAGGUUGACCGUGAUCCUGGUUGGGCUGCUCUUCACCAUGCUGGAAGUGGAUCAGAGUCGACGGGAAUCAGGGGAAACGGCUUACGGCGGCAUGGGUCUGAGAGGACAUCUUCACAAAAUCGAUCAUAGGCUUUUCUCCUUAUCCUUGUUGGUGAAGUAAACUACCACUACUAUAACUGAAAUCCCUAAAUUAUGUAUGCUUGAGAAAUGAUAUAUAAUGCUCGGGGUCUGUCAUGACCUGACAGGCUCCAAGUAACUGUGGUGGCCCUGAAAAUGUUGUCUAUAGUCACAUGGUGGUGUGAUGGACUUAAAGUCUCCUCUAGUUUCUUCGCCUUGAGGAUAUGAAAUAAGAUGGUGUUAAUGGCAAAUGUUGGAUUUGAGUGAAUACUCUCUCGGCCAUGCUAUCUCCGAUGAUCCUGUCAUCCUGGUUUGACAAAACCAAAUUAUUCUUCUGUCUUUGAGUUAUAAGUGGAUCAUUAUUUGUGCCAAAAAUAUAUUUGAACAAUUGUUGGUAAAGAAAUGAAAUCUUUACCAAUUAUUCCAACACAAGGAGUGCUUGAACUUGUGCUGAACAUAAGUGAACUGCCUAUGACAAUGAUCCAGCUUCCAAAUUU
Fragaria vesca subsp. vesca is the source of this 2147-nucleotide messenger RNA. RefSeq lists its product as uncharacterized. The transcript has 6 exons. Lineage: Eukaryota; Viridiplantae; Streptophyta; Magnoliopsida; Rosales; Rosaceae. Gene Ontology annotation, molecular function: ubiquitin-protein transferase activity. Bases 352 to 1662 code for a protein of 436 amino acids. The record is from RefSeq and is a predicted model, not a curated record.